Molecule: messenger RNA, 3794 nt
Organism: Anas platyrhynchos (mallard)
Lineage: Eukaryota; Metazoa; Chordata; Aves; Anseriformes; Anatidae
Gene: PIRT
Product: phosphoinositide interacting regulator of transient receptor potential channels
Biological process (GO): positive regulation of cation channel activity
Cellular component (GO): plasma membrane
Molecular function (GO): phosphatidylinositol bisphosphate binding; transmembrane transporter binding
Source: RefSeq, a predicted model, not a curated record
UGAGCUCAUCAGAGCUGGGAUAUGCUCAUUACACUCAACAGAGCCUGGUAGACAACAUCCGGAGGGAUGCGGGGCUGGAAGUGAGCAUGGGUUAGGAGAGGAGGACCUUCAGCUGCAGCCUGUCCUGCUGCCGGUGGGGUGGGCAGCCACCGCAGAGCCGGCUCAGCCCAGCAGGAUCCGUCCCUCGUUACCGCUCCCUGCAAGCCCCCUGGCAGCUGGGUUCCCACCCGCGCACCCGGGGGAUGCUUGGUGCAGCCGGCUGGGACCAGCGAGGCACAACAUGGUCUCCUCCUCAGACCCUGUCACCAUGGAAAACCCCCCCAAGAGCCCUGAUGGGAGUGAGAAGUCCCCUCCGUCCAAGGAGCUGCUGACCAGCAACACGGCCAGCACCCUCUGCAUCAGCUCCCGGAGCGAGUCUGUCUGGACCAGCGCGUCCCGGAGCAAGUGGGAAAUAUACCACAAGCCCGUCAUUGUCGUGUCUGUCGGAGCAGCCGUCUUCCUCUUCGGGAUGGUCAUCACCAGCCUGUCUUGCAUCCAAAUCAAGAACAAAAAUGUUUACAAAAUGUGUGGCCCGGCUUUUCUGUCCAUGGGACUGAUGCUCCUCGUUUGUGGCCUAGUCUGGAUCCCCAUCAUCCGGAAGAAGCAGAAGCAGAGACAGAAGUCACAGUUCCUGCAGAGCCUCAAGUCCUUCUUCUUCAACCGCUGAGGACAGCCCAUGGCCUUCCCAGGAAGGCUCCCUCCCCUCCACCCUCCUCUGCUGAUUAGCCAUAACAAGAAACAUGCUUUUGUACCCUCCUAUAGGAAUUUACCCCAGACAGUCUCUUCCCUACAGGCGGAACACACUGUACCGGUGCCCGGUGUGUAAGCAAACUUUGCCUUUCACCCAAGGAAUCCCAGAAAGAAGAGAGUGGGACGUGGCGGCCUAGCCCAGCAUGGCAGGUCAGAGCACUCUGUGUCCUGGAGCCGGCCAGCCCCGCCACGGGGGUGAAGCCCAGUGUGAGCACUGCUGCCUGCAGUCAGCACGCCACACCUACACAGCGGCGGGCCCAAGGCCGCUCACCCAGAGCCAUGGAGAGGGGCAACGGGACAAGGCAGUGCCACAACACUUUGUAUCAGAGGAGGCCACCGAAAUGGACAACGCACGUCACCAGAGCAGAGCAGAUGUGAUGUUCAUGGCCUACAGUUCCCACAUGUGGAUCUAUUAUGACAGCUGGCCAAGACACGGCUGUUAACUAGAGCUCACUUCUGGCUCAGGGUGUGGUGUUCACACGUAUUUAUUCCUCUACAGGGUCAAGGUGAGGAGCGGCACCACUAGCAGAAUGUUUUAGCUCCCCUUGGCAGAAGGUGUUUAAGCAAGGCUGUUCCCCAGGCCUGAAGGGACUAAGUUGUUUUGCAGCUUCUCUCCGGUUGUGCUGAUGCUCUCUGCCAGAGCCACCCAAAAACUGAGCUUUGGCUCUUCCAUGAGCCCAGAACUGGACUACAAGCAAGCAAAAGUGUUCCUUUUCUCCACCACUUUGUAUUUAUGUCUUAAUAAAUGUGUGCUCUGAGGCAAUUCACCAAGGAAAGCAAGGAUCUGCAUGGUUUUUGCUUUAAUUUCAUAUUUUCAGCAGGCCUUAGAAGAGAAAUUUGAAAUGCUAAUUCUCAGUCUGAAGAACUGGUCUCUGUCUGGACAGCAAAACCUGGUUUGACAUAAAUGGGUCCACAACAUCAACCAGCUCCUAACUCUGGGCAGGAAUCUGCUUUUCUUACCAAAGAGCUGAUCCAUCCUGGAUCCCACAGCAGCCCCUAUCAGGUCUGCACCUCUGGCCAGGCCCCCAGCUCAGCAAGCUAAGGCUCGGGUGCCCUGACUCCCAUGGUGGGGUGAGGACUCAGCACCCCCAAGGGUGGGCAGGACAUGGCUUGGUGUUGACCAGAAGCAGAAGAGGAACACAGAUGAGGAGACCCCACCGAGGUGCUCUUUGCAGUCUGCAUCUCCACCGUAAAGCUGAGGCAGCCAGGUUGCUCUUCUAACGCCAUGGGAGGCAGAAAAGCCAGCAGGGGUGCUCCAAGAGAAUUUGCAAUGUAUUUGACAGAUAGCCAGGGCCUGAUAAUCUCCAGUAACUGCUAAUGAUAAGCUUUUGUAAGCCUGUAGGUUUCUGUAACUCUGUGCCACACUUCCACCAACAGUUCCCAGGGAAUGCUAGAGAAGAGUACCACAAAUAGGGCAUGCAGACAGAGACCCUUCUCCAGGUUUGUCUCCACCUUCCAGCAGCUUAGAGCCAAGGCAGAGUUUUCUCCAGACCACUGUUUAGCACUAAUAGAUCCAACAUGCUCUACUCCUCCUGUUUUGACCGCUUCUUCAGAUCAGUUUGGACUUCCAGGAUGUGCGACAUCCUGAAGCUACGGGCUGUCACAAUCCCUCCAAAUACUCUAAUCUGGGGAGCAAAGUUCAGCUGGUGCCACCGUCCACCUCCACAGAGCGUUCCCACCCUCUCCCAUGGAUCAGGCCUGUUAAAGCAGUGGGAGAUUCCUGGCAAUGAAGUUUGAGAAGGACAGUGUGGAAAAGAGGUACAGCAAACUCUACAAUAUUUUGUAUUGAAUUAGGAUAGUGGGUAUCAACGCAGCCUGAACAACUUUCCAUCAUCUCAGAUGUUGCAUCCAGCAGAGUUGAAGCAAGGCAGAGGCGAUAGCCGGAGAUGCUGGAAGCUCUGGAUAACAUCAAGACAUGCAGCAAAAGGGGGGAGGAUAACAGAUCCUGCUGCUGCAGGCCGUCAGGAGCCCAGACGGUCAGAUAAAAGGGAGAUGUGCUUAGUGCAGUCAGGGACCAUGAAGCUGGAGCUGUGGGAACUGUGCUCAGGGCCCAGAUCUGACUCACCAUGUGGAAUUAUUUAACCUCCUAGCCACCUCUGGCUGAACUCCCUUAAAACAGUGCCACUUCAGCAUUUCUGCCUGCAGAUAUAGCCUGGGGGCACCCAGGGCCCAAAGCAUUCAAGUGACCUGAUUGAGCUAGGAGGUUGGGCUCCCUCCAGGAUGUGAUCCAGGUGGGCCAGUGCCUGGAGAGCCCCAAGGCCUGCAAGGGGACAGCGCAGAGGCAGCUGGCUGCUGGCACAGCUGGGUGAUGGGUACUCGAGGAACACACGUCCUUUCACCCAAGACUGCAUUUCCUGGGCGGUGCAGAUGCGUCCAUCCCCAGCCGGCUGGUGCCAGGUUGUGAAUGGGGUGUUGGAGGUGCGUGGUCUGGCACCGGACCCAGCAAACCUCCGUUCAUUCUUCAGCCAUUCAUCCCACUGUGUGGUGCGCUGCCUAUUUUUUUCAGCCCUGGCUUGGCACAAGGCUGAAGUCUCUAUUGAUUCAGCUGUAGUGGGCAGAAGCAGCUCACCUCAAGCUGCUGCUCGAGGAUUAGCAGCAGUUGGAAAAAGAGACAAAUGGCAGGGCUUGCAAGGAAGAAAUCACAGAGCAACCCAAGGGACAUCCCAUUCCCCGUCUGGCUCCAGCCUGCAGGCCUGGUGCCGGGCACUGCCCAGGCUGGAGGAGGCACCUGGGAUGGCCUCAGCUGCAAAUAGCUCUGGGCAGCCAGAGGCUGUUUGGCCAGGCUUGCUGCCCGAAGGGAUGUGAAAGGAGGACUCAAAGCACCAAACAGCGCAGGCAGAUGGAGCAGGGGGUCCUGUCCUCCGUGUCUCACAACCAAGGAGGUCAGUGAAGUGUUAAUAAGAAGUCACUGAGAUCACAAAUGUAAUGGGAUUCCAAGCUGGCCAUUUAUAACAUGAAUAUUCAAUUUAAUUAAAGCAAAAUAUCCCAAGGGACUUUCACCUUGC